AUGGCUGAGGAACAGAUGCCGUCGGCCACUUUCGAUACGAUCCUGACCUUGGAUUUCGGAUCUCAAUAUACGCAUCUCAUUACCAGAAGAUUGCGUGAGAUUGGUGUGUACAGUGAAAUGCUGCCAUGCACCACCAAGCUGGCCGACCUUCCAUUCAAGCCCAAGGGAAUAAUUCUUUCCGGUGGUCCCUACUCCGUUUAUGAGGACGGCGCCCCCCACGCCGACCCCGCGGUCUUCGAACUUGGUGUCCCUGUGCUCGGAAUCUGUUACGGCCUCCAGGAAAUUGCCUACAGACUGGGCAAGGAUAACGUUGUCGCCGGUACCGCUCGCGAGUAUGGUCACGCCGACCUCAACGCCAAGAAACUUGACAGCCAGGGACAUGUCGACAAGCUGUUCGCUGGUCUGGAGGAGCACAUGAAGGUGUGGAUGAGCCACGGUGACAAGCUUGUUAAGCUGCCGGAGGGCUUCCACACCAUUGCCACCACCUCGAACUCCGAGUAUGCCGGUAUCGCUCACGAGACCAAGCCUGUAUAUGGCAUCCAGUUCCACCCCGAAGUCACACACACCCCGGAUGGCGCUAAGCUUCUCCGCAACUUCGCCGUGGAGAUCUGCGGUGCUCAGCCCAACUGGACCAUGUCCAAGUUCGUUGACCAGGAGAUUCUUCGCAUUCGCAAGCUGGUUGGUGAGACCGACCACGUCCUUGGUGCCGUCAGCGGUGGUGUCGACUCGACUGUGGCCGCCAAGCUCAUGAAGGAGGCCAUCGGUAAUCGCUUCCACGCCGUGCUCGUCAACAACGGCUGCAUGCGUCUGAACGAGUGCGAGACCGUCGCCGAAACCCUGAACAGACACCUUGGUAUCAACCUGACUGUUGUUGAUGCGUCGAAGCGGUUCUUGGAUGGCCUGAAGGGCGUCACCGAUCCCGAGAAGAAGCGUAUGUUCAUCGGUGGUACCUUCAUCGAUGUCUUUGAGGAGGAGGCCGAGAAGAUCGAGGCUGAGGCCGAGCACUCCGGUGCCAAGAUCAAGUGGUUCCUCCAGGGCACUCUCUAUCCCGAUGUGAUCGAGAGUAUCUCCUUCAAAGGUCCUUCUGCUACCAUCAAGACACAUCACAAUGUUGGUGCGCUGCCAAAGCGCAUGAUCGAGGGGCAAGGAAUGAAGCUUAUUGAGCCUCUCCGCGAGCUCUUCAAGGACGAGGUUCGCCAGCUUGGUAGAGAGUUGGGCAUUGCCCACGAACUCGUCAUGAGACAUCCCUUCCCUGGACCUGGUAUUGCCAUUCGUGUCUUGGGCGAGGUUACCCCCGAGCGCGUCGACAUUGCCAGAAAGGCCGACCAUAUCUUCAUCUCGAUGAUCCGUGAAGCUGGUCUGUAUGACCAGAUUUCUCAGGCCUAUGCCGCUCUUGACCCCAGCAAGGCUGUCGGUGUCAUGGGUGACAAGCGUGUCUACGCCGAGAUCAUCAUUCUGCGCGCCGUCGAGACCACUGACUUCAUGACCGCGCGUGCAUUCCCCUUCGACAACGAAUUCCUGAGCCGAUGCGCCACCCGCAUCAUCAACGAGGUCCACGGUGUGUCUCGUGUCCUCUACGACAUUUCCAGCAAGCCUCCUGCCACCAUCGAAAUGGAGUAA
Aspergillus clavatus NRRL 1 is the source of this 1620-nucleotide messenger RNA. It is a transcript of the gene gua1, whose product is annotated as GMP synthase (glutamine-hydrolyzing). Gene Ontology annotation, cellular component: cytosol. The coding region runs from base 1 to 1620 and encodes 539 amino acids. The transcript is spliced from 13 exons. Lineage: Eukaryota; Fungi; Ascomycota; Eurotiomycetes; Eurotiales; Aspergillaceae. Gene Ontology annotation, biological process: GMP biosynthetic process. Gene Ontology annotation, molecular function: GMP synthase (glutamine-hydrolyzing) activity; ATP binding; GMP synthase activity. The record is from RefSeq and is a predicted model, not a curated record.